AUGCCGUUCCAUCGGUAUAAUGUGCCUCUUUUGCAGCCAGCGCGGCCCUAUUCUAACAAGCCUACGAUGCCUGUGCCUGUCGUAGAGUCAGAAGGCAACGAGCCCCUCGUGUACAAUCGCCCGCAGCGACCUCGUGAAAAGCCGUGGUAUACAUCGCCUGUGAUUUAUGUCCUGGGCAUCGUGCCUCUCUUUACGCUAUGGCUUGGGUUCUGGCAAGUUCGUCGAUUGAAGUGGAAAGUGUCGUUGAUUAACGAGCUUGACGAGAAGUUGCGUCGUGCCCCACUGAAGCUUCCCAAAAAUGUGAACAUGGCAGUGUUGCGUGAUUUUGAGUUCCGCUUGUUCGAAUUGGAGGGCGAGUAUGACACGUCGCGUGUACUCUUUGUGGGCCCACGAACUCGUGAAGGUCAGAAAGGCUACAAUGUUGUCAUGCCAUUCAAGCGUCGUUCUGGAGGUGCCGAUAUCCUUGUAAGCCGUGGAUUUGUUGCAGCUGAUCAAGUGGAAGGCGAAGGUAUGAAUAAGCGUCUGAAGUACCCCUUGGACGAGACGGGUCGAACGGUUCGGAUUGUGGCGUUGAUGCCACGCAUAUACCCCCCUAGCCGCUUUGCGCUCACCAACGAGCCGCAAAACAACCUAUGGAUGCAGCUUGACCCAACGCACAUGGCUCACUGGCUCAACGAGCAGGCGGGCAUGGCCACGGCGGCCGAUGCGCCGGAAACGCCGCAAGAGUCGCGUACAGUGGCCUUCCUUCGUCGCGUUACGUCGACGCGUGAGCGUGUGCCGACAUCGCCCGAGGACGCAUUUAGCCGCUCGCAGAACGAGCCUACUCUCCCGAUUUAUAUGGAAGAAGUGUUUGAUGGCUCGUUCGCUGAAGCUGGUGUGCUGAUGCGACGAGGCCAGCCUGUGGGCCGCCCGCCCCGCAUUGAGCUGCGCAACCAGCAUGCAGAGUACGCAGCCACAUGGUUUACGUUCUCUGCGCUAUCGACCAUCAUGUUCGUGUACAUGGUUCGCAAGGGUCGUGGAACAGCCUAA
Malassezia pachydermatis is the source of this 1029-nucleotide messenger RNA. RefSeq names its product mitochondrial protein required for respiration. Gene Ontology annotation, cellular component: mitochondrion; membrane. NCBI's taxonomy places the organism in Eukaryota, Fungi, Basidiomycota, Malasseziomycetes, Malasseziales, Malasseziaceae. The record is from RefSeq and is a predicted model, not a curated record. The transcript has a single exon. Gene Ontology annotation, biological process: mitochondrial respiratory chain complex IV assembly. The coding region runs from base 1 to 1029 and encodes 342 amino acids.